CCUCUGCCUACGCCGCGCCAGGUGCCGUGCGGCCCGCGGGAAGGUCCAACUCUCUAUGUGUGUCCACUCUUCCUUGAGAAAUGUCCAAUGUUUCCAGUUACGCCCUUCGAAUGGCUCGGCUGAGUGCUCAGAUAUUUGGAGAAGUUGUCAGGCCAACUGACUCAAAAUCAAUGAAAGUAGUGAAGUUAUUUAGUGAGCAGCCUUUGGCCAAGCGGAAGGAGGUCUACAGCUGGUAUCCUCCUCACAACACCUACUACGGCCUCAUGAAGAAACUCCGUUACUUUGGUCUCUACAGGGAUGAGCAUCAGGACUUUAAGGAUGAGAUGAGGCGAUUGAAAAAACUCCGUGGGAAGGAAAAGCCAAAGAAGGGGGAAGGAAAGAGAGCUCUCAAGAAGAAAUAGUGCUGCUUGGACAAUGUAAUGAACUACUCUGGAAAUGCUGGACAACAGCUGUAACCCAGGCUUUCUGUUCCUGUCUGGAGAGGGCUUGGCAUGCGAGCUGCAUGUGAGGCACAAGAAAUUCACUGUGAAAUACUGGAGUCCACCUUGGGAGUGCACUUGGCUUUUCAUGGCUUUACUGGUUUUGAAUUUCUGUGAUUUAAAUACACUGCAGCAUGUUAAUUUGUCAGAGCCCUCUCGCCCAAGUAGUAAAAACAAUAUUCAAAUAAGUGCUCAGUGUUUUUCUUGAAAGCACCUGUUUCAGUUUUUCUUAAUCUCGAAAAUUGUUUGGUUUUCAUUGUCUGUUUUACUUUCUUGGAUUAAUAUCAACGCUUUUUUUGCAUGUCACCAUGAAACAAGGUUUCCUGUUUCUAGUGCUGUCUGUCAUGGCUAUUACAAGGAGUUUCACUUCAGGUAGCUUUAAUGAUCUUCGGGGUUUUGUAACUUGCUGUUAGCUAUCAUUCUGCAUUUUGCACUGGACAUUCAUGGUCCGUUGCCUGCCCACAGCACUGUCACUGUACCCUGAAUAUUUAGAUACUGCCGCAGAAGAGUUUGAAAUAUGAAGGCUUAAACUCUUCCAGUUUGAGAACCUCUACUAAUUAAAAUAAGUAUUUUAAGUUUACCAUAA
Messenger RNA from Indicator indicator, 1065 nucleotides. RefSeq names its product mitochondrial ribosomal protein S33 (gene MRPS33). The record is from RefSeq and is a predicted model, not a curated record. Gene Ontology annotation, cellular component: mitochondrion. The transcript has 3 exons. Bases 81 to 401 code for a protein of 106 amino acids. NCBI's taxonomy places the organism in Eukaryota, Metazoa, Chordata, Aves, Piciformes, Indicatoridae.